This is a messenger RNA of Andrographis paniculata, 1023 nucleotides long. RefSeq lists its product as uncharacterized. NCBI's taxonomy places the organism in Eukaryota, Viridiplantae, Streptophyta, Magnoliopsida, Lamiales, Acanthaceae. The record is from RefSeq and is a predicted model, not a curated record. Gene Ontology annotation, biological process: rRNA 5'-end processing. The transcript is spliced from 7 exons. The coding region runs from base 266 to 802 and encodes 178 amino acids.
AUGCCAAAUGUAUCAGUUGAUCUGGACCGUUGAUUUCGCGACACAGGGUGUCUCGACACAUCAGAAUUGCCAACGCGGGGCUAUUUUUGUCACGCUUUGUGGCGCGCGUGGGCCUCACUCUCAAAAGUAGGGUUGCUCAUUUUUGGGCCGAUCUGGUUUGGGCGUAUUACGGUUCAUAGAGGCCCAAAUAAAAGGCCCAUUAUAUAGCCAGAGAUGAUUUCUGCCUUGGCGAAAUCGGAGACUGUUUGCUCGAUCUUCUAGAGAGAUGAAGUAUUUGAAGCCGAUUAAGCUGUACCGGCAACUGUUGAAAUCAAACGAGCACAAAAGUGGCCGUUUGCUUGGCUUGGAUGUUGGUGAUAAGUAUGUUGGUCUUGCCGUUUCUGAUGCCGAUAACAAGGUUGCAUCCCCGUUAAGUGUCUUGGUUCGAAAAAAAACGAAUAUUGAUUUCAUGGCAGGUGAUCUCCAAAGCCUGAUCAGUGAGCUUUCAUUGUCGGGAUUUGUCAUUGGCUAUCCUUUCGAUCGGUGGAGCAAUAGCCCAUGUGCGAUGCAAAUCAAGAUCUUGAUCAAUGAUCUUGCUAAAACUAGGAAACUUGAAGACAUCAAGUAUACAUUUUGGGAGGAACGCUUUACAUCAAAGAAUGUCGACUUCCUGUUGAAGCCAUUAGAAAUGCACCCGGUGGACUGCAAGAGGAUUAAAGACAAAUUUGCAGCUGUUGGAAUCCUUCAGGGUUACUUGGAUUUUGUUAAUGGGACACGUGGACAAGAUCAAGAAAGUCAAAUUUCUCAAAAUGAUGAUACAUGAUUAGUCUUAGCGCUAACCAGUGAUGUUGUCUUGAGAAUUAGGUACGACCUAUAUUUUGUUAAAAUAGAUGAGACAGUUGAGUGCUGGUAAUAGGCAUAUACUCAUAUGCAAUUGAGAAGUUUAAGGUUCAAAUACAAGAGGACUGCCUGUCAUACAAUGAUACAUAAGUUCCCAAUUGUUCUGUCAAGAACUCAUUAUUAUUGCUUUAUUUCUUCCUAUCA